GGGAGGAGAGGCUGAUGUGACCCAGUCCGAGGAGAAACUGCGAGUUUCACUAGUUCCACGUGUUUCUGAUGCUUCGCUGUGAACAUGUCUGCAAGAGAGAGAAGAGGAGGGAGGUGAUGAAGAAGAGUCUCAGUCUGUGGAGCGAUCUGAGGAAGCCACUUCUAUAGAAACAGUUUUCACCACCAACCCUCAGGAACAGUCAGAGAGAAGACAGGAUUCAUUUGGAGAGAUGUCAGACGUUAACACAGCAGAAGAGGAGGGCGGCGCGUUCUCCUCAAAGAUCAUCAAAGUGGUGUUUGUCAUCCUGCUGCUGGACCUGCUGGGAUUCACCCUGAUUCUACCUCUGCUGCCGUCCAUUCUGGAUCACUACGCACAAACAGGGGAUGUUGUGUACCAGUCUCUGCAGAGCGUUGUGGACUGGUUCAGGGACGUGGUUGGGAUUCCUAUGGAAAAGAAAUACAACAGUGUCCUGUUUGGAGGUCUGAUCGGAUCCCUGUUUUCGCUGCUGCAGUUCCUGUCAUCACCUUUAACAGGCGCUCUCUCAGACCGUCAUGGCAGACGACCCCUGCUCAUACUUACCACACUGGGGCUGAUCUCCUCCUAUGCCGUGUGGGCAGUUUCCCGGAGCUUCAGCAUGUUCCUUUUGUUCCGGGUUAUUGGAGGAAUCUGCAAGGGCAACGUCAGCCUCUGCACCGCCAUCGUAGCCGACUUGCCUUGCCCCAAAGCCCGAAACAGAGGAAUGGCCAUGAUUGGUGUCGCCUUCUCCUUGGGCUUCACCGUGGGGCCUCUGAUGGGCGCCUACUUCGCCCUCAGGUCCAGAACCACAGGAAGUGUCUUCUACCUCGCUCCAGCUCUGCUCGCCGUGGCCUUCAGUGUUGCUGAUUUGCUCUUUAUCUGGCUCAUGCUGCCCGAGACGCUCAAGAAGGACGUCAAGGCUUCGUCUUCAGGGCUCGGGGACUCCAGGAACCUCCUGAACCCAUUGUCAUUGUUCCGUUUUUCAGCUGUUACCCAGACAAAAGAUCCCCCUUCAAAAGAGAGAAUGCAGAGGCUUCAAGUGUUGGGCCUCGUUUACUUCUGCUACCUCUUCCUGUUCUCUGGUCUGGAGUUCACGCUGAGUUUUCUGACUCACCAGCGCUUCCAGUUCACAAGUAUGCAGCAGGGAAAGAUGUUCUUCUUCAUUGGUGUCAUCAUGGCUUUGAUUCAGGGGGGAUACGCUCGUAGAAUUAAACCCGGGCAACAUAUCAAAGCAGUCCGUGUGGCAAUAAUCACACUAAUUCCAGCAUUUAUCCUCAUCGGGUUAUCAUGGAAUAUGAUAAUGCUGUACGUGGGCUUGGCGUUCUACGCGUUUGCGGCUGCGAUAGUAGUUCCCUGUUUGUCGACACUUGUUUCUGACCACGGCUCAGCCAGUCAGAAAGGCACAGUGAUGGGGAUCCUGCGUAGUUUGGGAGCCUUGGCCAGAGCUUUGGGACCAGUCGUAUCAUCGUCUGUUUACUGGAUAUCUGGAGCACAAACCUGUUUCCUCAUCACGUCAGCCUCUUUCAUCGUCCCACUCGUUCUCCUGAGCAGAGCCGCGAGGCAGAAGGAGGAGUGAGCAGCAAAAAGACUUUCAAAAGAUGUGAUUGCAGAGACAUCCUCGUGUUUUGCUGCCUAAACGAAUGUAAUGAUGUUUACACCUGCUGGGAGAUCAAUCACUAAGUUAUUACUUCAUGAGGAGAUGUUCGGUACACCUGCUACGCUGCUGCCCAAGAAUCAGUACACGAAAUACAAUAAUGCAAGAAGAUGAUGCAAGAGCCAAAACCAAAGGGGAGACCAGAGCGAGGGAGGUCGCUCAUUAACUGAGAAAUUAAUGGACAUUAUGCUUUUUACUGUAUGUGCUCAUGUAGACCUGUGAAUAUUAUGCACUGCUUGAGCCAGGGUGUCAAAUAUAUAGAUAAUUUUAUAUAAUACUAAGGGAUUGUAUGAAAAGCUUCUUGGUACUGCGACUUAACUGAAGUGGCAGAAAGUAAUUUAGCGCAUUUACUCAAGCACAAAUGUUGAUGUACUUUAUUUUAGUAUUUCCAUUUUAUAAAAAAAAUAUCUACUACAUGUAUAUAUAUUUUACUUCAUAACAUGUUGAGUGCCAAAGUUUGCAUUAGAGAUUAUGAUUUAGCUAUAGAAUAUUGUGCAUUUUUAUAAAGUGAAAUGUACAAGUGAGUAAAAAUG
Messenger RNA from Limanda limanda (common dab), 2202 nucleotides. It is a transcript of the gene slc75a1, whose product is annotated as major facilitator superfamily domain containing 10. The coding region runs from base 230 to 1591 and encodes 453 amino acids. The transcript is spliced from 13 exons. Gene Ontology annotation, cellular component: brush border membrane. The record is from RefSeq and is a predicted model, not a curated record. Gene Ontology annotation, molecular function: transmembrane transporter activity. Gene Ontology annotation, biological process: transmembrane transport. Lineage: Eukaryota; Metazoa; Chordata; Actinopteri; Pleuronectiformes; Pleuronectidae.